This is a messenger RNA of Xenopus laevis (African clawed frog), 1683 nucleotides long. RefSeq names its product acetyl-CoA acyltransferase 1 L homeolog (gene acaa1.L). Gene Ontology annotation, cellular component: peroxisome. NCBI's taxonomy places the organism in Eukaryota, Metazoa, Chordata, Amphibia, Anura, Pipidae. Gene Ontology annotation, molecular function: acyltransferase activity; transferase activity; acetyl-CoA C-acetyltransferase activity. The record is from RefSeq and is marked provisional. Gene Ontology annotation, biological process: phenylacetate catabolic process; fatty acid beta-oxidation.
ACUGACAGGGAACGGAUCGCCAUGCACAGGGUUCGGGUAGUGCUGGGCCACCUGCCGGCUAAUUCUCGAGGAGUAUGGGCAGAGAACAGCUCAGCGUCCGCGGACAAGUCCCAGGACAUUGUUAUAGUUGCCGGCCGGAGGACCCCCAUCUGCAAAGCGAAAAGAGGCGCCUUUAAGGAGACGACCCCUGAUGAGCUGCUUUCCACUGUAAUGACCGCUGUCCUGAAGGAUGUGAAUGUGAGCCCUGAGCUGCUGGGAGAUAUCUGUGUGGGAAAUGUAUUACAGCCGGGAGCUGGGGCAUUGGUUGCAAGGAUCGGUCAGUUUUUAAGUGGAAUUCCUGAGAGUGUUCCUAUACAUGUAGUGAAUAGACAGUGCUCCUCAGGUCUGCAGGCUAUCAUCAACGUUGCAGGUGGCAUCAGAAAUGGGUCAUAUGACAUUGGUUUGGCAUGUGGGAUGGAGUCAAUGAGCCUGAGAAGUGUAGGGAGUCCUGGAGAUAUCAGCUCUCGCACUAUGGACUUCAGUAAAGCCAGAGACUGCCUGAUCCCUAUGGGGAUUACCUCUGAAAAUGUUGCAGAAAAAUUCGGAGUCACCAGAGAAAAACAAGAUUCCUUGGCCCUGGCCUCCCAACAAAGGGCGGCAGCGGCUCAGAGAUCAGGGCGCUUUAAAGCGGAAAUCGUUCCUGUAACCACCACCUUUACCGACGAUCAGGGCAAUACCAAAACCAUAACGGUGACGGAAGAUGAGGGUGUUCGGGCAAGUACCACCAUGGAGGGUCUCAGCAGGCUAAAGCCAGCCUUCAAGGAAGGGGGAAGCACCACCGCCGGAAAUUCCAGUCAGGUCAGUGAUGGUGCUGCUGCAGUGCUGAUGGCUAAACGCUCUAGAGCUGAGCAGUUGGGGCUCCCCAUAUUGGGGGUACUGAGGUCAUUUGCAGUGGUUGGUGUUCCUCCUGAUGUCAUGGGGAUUGGACCAGCCUAUGCUAUACCUGCUGCUUUGCAGAAAGCAGGUUUAACUGUGCAUGACAUUGAUGUAUAUGAAAUUAAUGAAGCAUUCGCCAGCCAGGCUGUGUAUUGUGUGGAGAAACUGGGGAUCCCUGUGGAGAAAGUGAACCCUAAUGGUGGCGCCAUUGCACUGGGACAUCCACUGGGCUGUACUGGGACACGUCAGACUGUCACCCUACUCAACGAGCUCAAGAGAAGAGGCAAAAGGGGAUUUGGUGUUGUGUCCAUGUGUAUAGGAACAGGAAUGGGCGCUGCUGCUGUGUAUGAAUACCUAGGGCAUUAGUUCUGACUGAUAUCCCACCCACAAUCUGAAGGAAUUCAUUCUGGGAGAUCGAUGGAGACCCCGUUCCUGGUUUCUUCAGUAAAUCUUAAUUCUACUGAUGUAACUUCCUGCUUGUGAUGAUUGGCCCCGCCAGGCUGCCGUAGAUAACUAAUCACACAUAAUCAUUCUCAAUGAGAGGAAGCUAAUCUCCUAUUUGAGACCAACUGCAUUUCUGUUUGAUCCCAGGGAGGAAGAUUAAUGUAUCCGGGGCCCCUGUGGUUUACUAGAAAGUUCUAUUAAUUAACCGUUUCAUGGGGAAAUGAUAUACUGAUUAGUGCAAUAUAAACCCUAAUUAGCUUUCUGUGUUACUUACCAUGGGACGUGUAGCUGUGGCUAACAUCUUAAAGGACCAGUAACAUUAAA